Molecule: messenger RNA, 1071 nt
Organism: Talaromyces atroroseus
Lineage: Eukaryota; Fungi; Ascomycota; Eurotiomycetes; Eurotiales; Trichocomaceae
Product: 2,3-dihydroxybenzoate decarboxylase
Exons: 3
Coding region: 1-1071 (356 amino acids)
Biological process (GO): secondary metabolic process
Cellular component (GO): cytoplasm; cytosol
Molecular function (GO): hydrolase activity; carboxy-lyase activity
Source: RefSeq, a predicted model, not a curated record
AUGCUGGGAAAGAUUGCCCUUGAAGAAGCCUUUGCUCUUCCUCGCUUCCAAGAGCGCACUAGAUGGUGGGCUUCGUUGUUUGCGGUUGAUGCUGAAAAGCACGCCUUUGAAAUCGGCGACAUCACGGACCAGCGUAUCAAAUACAUGGACGAAUACGGUGUGGGAUAUACGAUUCUGUCAUACACAGCUCCCGGUGUGCAGGACAUCUGGGAUGCUAAGGAGGCUCAUGCCCUGGCUGUUGAGAUCAAUGACUAUAUUGGUCCACUUACCAAGCAACAUCCGGACCGGUUUGGAGGCGAAAAGCUGACUGAUGAUCUUUUGGGCUCUUCUUCGCAAAGAACGCUAUCAAUGCAUGACCCCCAACAAGCUGCCGAGGAGCUCCGCCGUACAGUGACUCAGUAUGGCUUCAAAGGGGCUCUGGUCAAUGAUACACAACGUUCAGGCCCCGAAGGAGACGACAUGGUAUUCUAUGACGGACCAGAAUGGGACGUAUUCUGGUCGACAGUGACCGAGCUUGAUGUGCCUUUCUACUUGCACCCUCGUAACCCGACAGGCACCAUUCACGAGAAGCUCUGGGCCAAAAGAAAAUGGCUCAUCGGACCCCCAUUGAGUUUUGCCCAGGGCGUAAGCCUCCAUCUUCUGGGCAUGGUCACCAAUGGAGUUUUUGACCGCCACCCGCGCCUGCAAGUUGUCAUCGGACAUCUCGGCGAACACCUCCCCUUUGACCUGUGGAGAAUCAACCAUUGGUUUGAAGAUGUGAAAAAGCCCCUGGGACUGAAGGAGACUUGCAAGAAGACUAUCAGAGAGUACUUUGCUCAGAAUAUAUGGAUUACCACAAGUGUGAGCAAUAUCCGAGGCCAUUUCUCAACCCCGACUUUGCAAUUCUGUAUCAAUGAGGUUGGCGCGGAUCGGAUUUUGUUCUCAAUCGACUACCCCUUUGAAAGUUUCAAGGACGGUUGCGUGUGGUUUGAUAGAGAUGUGGAAUUGAAUGAAACAGACUAUAGGAAGAUUGGGAAAACAAACGCCCAGAAACUGUUCAAGAUUGGUGACUACAAAGAUGCAGAUGUAUAG